AUGUCUCGUCUGAGUUCUGAAUUUGUGAUGAAGGAUUUAGGUCCUCUUAGUUAUUUCUUGGGCAUUGCAGUAACCCGCCAUGCAGGUGGUCUCUUUCUAUCUCAGACAAAAUAUGCCGAGGAAAUUAUUGAACGGGCAGGUAUGGCAUCCUGCAAACCGUCACCCACACCUGUUGACACCGGCUCAAAACUGAGCUCCACCGCCGGUACUCCAUAUGAUGAUCCUACGUUUUAUAGUAGCCUUGCCGGUGCUUUGCAGUAUCUCACAUUCACCAGACCGGAUAUCUCCUAUGCGGUGCAACAGGUUUGUCUUCACAUGCAUGAUCCGAAGACAAAGCAUAUGAAUGCUCUUAAGCGCAUUCUGUUCAAGAUGCAGACUGGGGUGGUUGUCCUGACACUCCACGAUCCACAUCCGGUUAUUGUGUUUUUCUCGGUGACAACCUGA
Molecule: messenger RNA, 444 nt
Organism: Spinacia oleracea (spinach)
Lineage: Eukaryota; Viridiplantae; Streptophyta; Magnoliopsida; Caryophyllales; Amaranthaceae
Exons: 2
Coding region: 1-444 (147 amino acids)
Source: RefSeq, a predicted model, not a curated record